Molecule: messenger RNA, 3994 nt
Organism: Saccostrea cuccullata (small rock oyster)
Lineage: Eukaryota; Metazoa; Mollusca; Bivalvia; Ostreida; Ostreidae
Exons: 20
Coding region: 198-2681 (827 amino acids)
Biological process (GO): proteasome-mediated ubiquitin-dependent protein catabolic process; regulation of proteolysis
Cellular component (GO): cytoplasm
Molecular function (GO): ubiquitin protein ligase binding
Source: RefSeq, a predicted model, not a curated record
AUAAAAGUUAACUUUUAUCCAUAUUGUCGUGAUAAGAGUUGAAAGUUUUCUUUUAAAUUUGCAUUCUUUUUCUCUUUCAGAUUGUGGAAUGCGUUUCUUUGGCUGGAUCAGUUGACACCAGUGGAAUAGAAGGGUGUCAGUUUCAUUUGUAUGAAAACAAUGAUGUGUCAUGGAAGGUACCUGAUGGAUCAGAAAUCAUGCCAUUCUUUAACUCAGAUACUUAUGAGUUUGUUAAGAGAAUUAGGCCCACGAUAGGAAGGCAUGAAUGUGAUGUCAUAUCUCUGAAGUUCUUUGGGACCUGUGCAGAACACGUCAUAGAAUUCAAAGUGGAGACUUCUGAGGAUCUGAUGCUGCUAACGUGUGAACGAUGUUGUAUUCUUCAAUGUCAGAAGGUUAAAUCAGAAGAUGUGGAAUUAGACAGUUCUUAUUGCUUUAUGCCUGCCUUAGAGGAAGGAUUCUUCUCUGAUCUGGUGAUUAAAUCAAAGAGUGGCAGGGAGUUUAAGUUACAUUCUGUAAUUCUGAAUCUAACAGUCCCUCAACAUAACUGGAGGGCAUCUCCCCUUAAUGGCAUGGCUGACAAUAUAUUGACCACCAUUUUCCACUAUCUGUACAAUGAAUGUUUGCCUUCUGGAUUAUCGGAGGACACGGCAAAGGAUUGUAUCAAAGUUCUGGAGCACAUGCCAGAAUUUAACGCUUUCACGGCUCUCUGUCAAACAUUCUUACGGAAUACAGCUCUAAAACAUCAAAUAGUAAGUCUGAUUGAUGAUAUGCAUGCUUGUGCCAAUAGAAUCAUAGAUCUCUUCAAGUGUAAGAAGCCCCAUAGUAAAGGAGUGAUGCCAGAGGAUGCUUUGGUUGCAAAUCCCCAGAAGUUGUGUUAUGUUAUCAAACAGACAACCCGAGAAGGGGCUGUAGCAUGUUCUAAGCUGGUGAUUCUGUGUGACUUGUUUGCCAGAAGAAGCGGGGAACUACCUCAGGAAGAAAGACACGAUAUCAUUAAAUAUGCACAUUCCAGAUUACCCAUAUUUAUUAAGCAAGUACAGGAAUUUUUUGAAGUCUUUGAGUACCAGUUAAUGCUAAUGGGGCCAGAUCAAAAACAAGAUAUUGCAACUUAUAUAUUACCAGAGAUUGAAGAAUCCCUGACAACUCUAACCACUUUUGUGGAGGAAUUCCAAACUGCUCUUGAUAUUGCUAUAACAACAAACAUCUCAGAAAAAGAGAAAUCUGAGAAAAAAGAUAAACAGAAGAAAGAGCAUGUGAAGGAUGUACUCAGUAAAACACUGAAACAUGCUCUUCAUGUGCGAGAAUUGAAGAAGCUCAGAAAUAUGCAUGAAGCUGCAUCAGUCAAAUUAGAGAUGUUCCUCAAAAAAUUGCAUGUGUUCAGUAAGAAGACUGAGGCUGAGAAGAUUCCUCUAAUAGUGUACCUACUAGAUGCCCUAAAGAAUAGUGAGGCUCCUCUGUUUGUUGACCGCAUGCAGCACUUAGCUCUAGUUUUAGAGGAAAAAUACAAAUGGAAAGAAUGGAAGUAUAUGUUUAAACUGAGUUCCUCUAAAAUAGCAUGGGGUGUACACAAGCUACGCAGCUACAAGUCAACACUUUCCAGUAGUAUAGAACAGAUGGUAAAACUGGUCAACAAAGAAGAAUUCACAGCCACAGUGGCAGCUCUGGGGUUAUGGGACAAGGGAGAUAUGACCACAUCCACAGUAGACACCAAGUAUGCCAGGUUAAGUUCUGUAGAAUCUUUGUGCAUUCCUCCUCCAUCCAAAAAAUGUAUGCUAGCUCAGAAUGCGCUGGAGUUAUUCAGGAAGAAACAGAAUACGGACAUGGUCUUUGAAAUCAUUCUUGUUCGAGAUAUGGGAGACAUUGUGAUUGACCACACUCAUGGAGAUCCUAUUGAGAGACAGGAGGAUGACCAUGAUGUAGAAAUUCACCAGAUUCCUGCCCACUGUGUCAUCCUGGCAGCCCGCUGUAACUGGUUCUCACGGGCCUUACUCAGCGGGAUGAGGGAGUCCAUAGACAAAAAAAUAACCAUACAUGAUACAAACCCCGAGAUCUUCAGCAUGUUUAUUGAGUUUUUGUACAGUGGUGCUAUUCAGUCUGAGUCUUUGUCCACCGAUCAACUUACAGAGUUACUUACCUUGGCAGAUAGAUAUGAGGUGAACAACCUUGGUCAGGUGUGUGAGCAGAUCUUACUACACCAUGUAGAUGGUGACACGGCUUUGUACCUUCUCAGUAUUGCUGACCAGUUUCAGAAAAAAGUACUCAAGGACAAUGUUUUGAGUUACCUUGGAAACCAUCCAGAUAUGAAGAAUGGUGAAGUCUUUAGCCAACUGCCCCCACACCUCCGUACAGAAAUAGAGGACGUUAUAAAGGAGGAAGGUGAUGUUGUGGGGAGUGGUAGAGUUGACUCCAGCAGCUUAUCUAGUCAGGAGGAUGGGGAGAUAAUUGGUCAGGUGCAGGUGGCGAGCAGUAGGGUACAUAGGUAUUCAUCCUCUUCGUCGUCUUCCUCCUGUUUUGACGAGUACGGUGGAGUAGGCACGGAUCACGCCCGGCUAGCUGAGUGUAUCUCCGCCCUCCGUGCUGUGAUUGGAGAUGACGUACCAGAGGAUGACCUCAUUCAGUUCGCAUUAGCUGCUGAUUAUGAUGUCAGUCGAGCUAUAAAUUUCUAUUUCCAGUCAGCUUAAUGUUAAUAAACAAAUUCCAUUGGACAUUCCUUCAGGGUUUUGAGCAAAACCUCUAGGCUGAAAAUAUGCUUACCAAAAUGUAGUGAAAGUUUUUCCAUAGAAAUCCUUACAAAAUAUUUGAUCAGAAUUUGUUUAUUGCAAAAUGCAAGCAGAUAUUGCUAAUCAGCCAUAUUUGUAUUUUCCUUCUUAAUUAGACAAUGUAUUCCCCUAUUGCUCAUGACAAUGUAAAAAAUGUAGAAAAACAAAUGGUGAUCAAUCUCAAAAAAAUUUAAAUAUUACAAAUCUGUGACACAACUAUUGAUAUGGCUUUUACAUUUAAGAGAUGCAAUUGCUCAAAAAGAAAAAAAAAUGUUUGCAUUUUUAUGUGCCAUGAAAUAGUCAUUAUACAAAAUUUCUUUCAACAUGCAGACUUAUUUACUAUAUGUUAAAAUGAGAAAAAUAUAUAUCAAGGCAAAUUUUUGAAAGGUCAAGAUUAUUGAAUCAGAUAUAAGGCUUCUGUGGGGUCCUAUAUGACUUGGUUACUAUUCUUGUUAAUAUUUAUUGUGCGUCAUUUGAAAGUAAAUGCUGUAAACCAACUUUUUGGAAGCAUAUAUUUCAAUUGUUAGCUCACCAGAGCUGAAAGCUCAAGUCAGCUUUCCUGACUCUGAUUUUCUGAAUACAAGGGAGAUAAUCAAGAAAAGGGUGGAGUCAUAAUUUUCUGAAGAACCACUGGUCCAGAAAAGCUGAAACUUAUGUGGAAGCAUCCUGGGGUAGUAUAGAUUUUAUAUUGGUCAAAUUUUGACCCUCAGGGUUAGGGCAGGGCCACAACAGUGAAUCCAAGUUUUACAAUGAAAUAAGUUAGAAAAAUCUUUAAAAAUCUUCUCAGGAACCACUGAGUUAGAAAAGCUAAAACUUAUAUGGAAGCGUCUUGGGGUAGUGUAGAUUUCAUAUCAUCUGAAUCAUCACCCCAGGAGGUAGGGUGGGUCACAAUAGGUUUUACAAGGGGAAAUUUGGCGAAGAACAACAUGGCCAAAGAUACUUAGCUGAGCGAUGUGGCCCAUGCUCAGUUUAAAAUUGAAAUGUCUCUAUUUUUAGUUUAUGCAUAUGAGGAAGUAUGAUGCAUAGAUAUAUUUACACUUAAAAAUAUUUAAUGAUUUAUUGCUUUGAAUUUUUUGAGAAAGAAAGUUGCAAAACUUUCAGAUAUUUCUUGCAUUUGAAGAAAAGUUGGUUCACAUUAUAUGAAAAUAAUUGAUAAAAUGUCACUAAUAGAUGUGUAUUUUAUUUUACCAUUUUCUGCUUCGUCAUUUAAUGAUUUAUUAUUUAUUGCAUCAUCU